Molecule: messenger RNA, 1746 nt
Organism: Bubalus bubalis (water buffalo)
Lineage: Eukaryota; Metazoa; Chordata; Mammalia; Artiodactyla; Bovidae
Product: arylacetamide deacetylase-like
Exons: 3
Coding region: 229-480 (83 amino acids)
Source: RefSeq, a predicted model, not a curated record
AACCUGUAGAUAAUAUGAGUAUGGGUUUCACAGAGUUCUUUGUACUUUUUCUGUGUUAAUUAUUUCCCAGCAGCUUGCAGAAUGACAAUUGGACCAAUGGAAUUUGUGUCUAAGAAGUAAGAUAACACUUUUUGAUAAAUCCAAAAACUGUUAUGAAAUUUCAACAUUCAAAUAUUUCAGAAGUGUAUUUGCUUUGCUGCCAAGUAGAACGUGCAGUUGGAAAACAUCAUGGGAAGAAAGACGAUUUUGCUUCUGAUUGUGGGGGUCCUUGGGGCAUAUUAUGUUUACACACCUCUCCCAGAUAAUAUUGAGGAGCCAUGGAAAUUAAUGUGGGUAACAACGUGUUUGAAAACUAUGACACAUUUGAUAGAAACUCCUUUUUUCCAGUUAUUCAAGGCAAAAACAAACAAAAGCAGAGUAAAACCAAAACAGAUUACUAUACCUAUGACCUUCUGUCAAGAUGGACAGCAGACAGAUUGACACAGUUGUCACAUCAACAAGUCAGAGCUGUGUUCAUUUGAUUUUAGGCCUCAUGCCUUACAUAUCAAUAUACAGUCAGCUAUAUAGAGUGUUUUUUAUGGCAAAAAUUAAUCCAUGCCCCUGAUGAGACUGACUAUAAAUAGAGAAACCUAAUGUCAGAGGCCAUCCAGUCCAGCAUUGGAGAGAAAAGACAUACACAUAUUUCAAAAAGGAACAAACACCAGAAAGUUAAAAAUUUGUUCAAGGCUGCAGAAUCACAGGGACUUAACUACUGGCUCUGGAUUUUUCCCCUAUAAUUAGUAGGGUACUAAGGAGGUGGACUUUGGGGCCAGAGGAGUGGGAUUGAAUGUAGAUUCUGCAAAUUGGUAACUGUGUGAUAUUUUAAAGGAUGAGACUCUAAAUAUUAAUAAUUUGCAAAACUCAUCAUUUAUAUGGGGAUUAAAUGUUAUAAUACCUGUAACAGUGCUUGGAAUGGUGCCUAGAAGAUAGUAAUCCAUUGAAUAAAUCAACUAUUUCCAUGUUGACUAUGAAAGGUAAGACAGAACCUAUCUUAAAGUCCUUUUUAGAGCACUCUUUAGAAAGAGUAGGAAAAAGGUUUAAAUUUUCUAUAGAAUAUACUCUCUGUGAGAAGCUACUUAAACCUUAGAAAAUAAAGAAUUACUGGACUAAUGCAAUUAAGAUUCUGUCAAAUUUGAAUAAUUUUAUAAAGUUGGAAAAAUAACUGGAGAAACAAGUAAUAAUAAUGACUAAUUUUUUAAGAAACAGUAUGGGAAUUACCAAAACUAAUCAUUCAGUAAAUAUUUGUUGCUAGCAAAAGAGAGCAGCUAGAAAGUUUCCCCCCAAAAUUGAACCAAAUUGAUCAAACUCUAAAUUUUUAUUAUAAAAAUGAUAUUCAGAGAUUGCCAGUCACAUUUUAUGAUUAGGAAAAAUACAUUUUUCAACAAAUAUCCUGUUGAUAAAAACAAAAUUUUACUUUUGAUUGUGGAUCAGAAGUGCCUGCCUUAUUUUAGUAUAUGACUAAGAAUCAAUGGUUAUAGUACAGGGACCUCUACUCAAUAUUUUAUAUAUUCUUUUGUAAUAACCUAUAUGUCAUAAUUAUCUGAAAAAGAAUGGACAUAUGUACAACUGAACCACUUUACUACACACUUGAAACUAAUACAUAAAUCAACUAUGUGCAUGCUAAGUCACUUUAGUCAUGUCUGAGUCUUUGUGACCCCAAGGACUGUAGCCAGGCUCCUCUGUCCAUGUGAUUCUCCAGGCAAGAAU